CUCACUCUUAAAUAAUAUAGAGAAACUGUUCGGAAGUGCUUUCAGACCUCCGAAUGUGAUGGGCGAUUCAGCCGACGCUAGUUGAAUUUGAUUUCUCUUGCUAUUGAACGUGCUAUUGGACUGAACUACGCUGUUGAAUUGAAUUUGAUUGUGCGGAUUGCUAUAAAAAAACAUAUCCUGAGAAUACAUUUGAUGUAAUAUACACUCGACGAGACACCAUGCUGCACGUCAAAAUCAUUUUACAUGUGGUUGAAGCCUGGAGGAAAAAUUCUAAUUACAGAUUACUGCAAAAGUGCUGGAAGUCCAUCUUUAGAAUUUGAUGAGUACAUUAAAAAAGGAGGAUAUUAUCCCCAUGACAUUAAAGCGUAUAGGCAGUCAUCUACAGAUGCUCGAGGAUGCUGGAUUUGAUGAUGUCAUUGCUGAGGAUCGAACUGAUCGGUUCGUUGAAACAUACACUACAGCAGGAGUUAGAUGCCCUUGAGAACAAGAAGGGCGAUUUUAUUCGUGACUUCAGCGAAGAAGACUACAAUGAGAUUGUGGAAAGAUGGAAGGCAAAGCAGACCAGGGGUGCAUCUAGAGAGCAGAUAUUUAUGUUGUUGCAUGAGAAUAAUUGAUGAAACAAAUCACCAAAUCGCCAUGGCUGUUAACAUUUUUGAGGAAAAUGUAGAAAGACUUCCCCGUGUUGCUGCUGUUGGGGAUGUAAUUGUGCUUUGUUGUGUUGAGGUAAAAUCAUUUAAAGGGGAAGUAAAUGCUACUUUCGAUAAGAGAUUUUCAUCUUUUGGUUUAUAUAAAGGCAAAGAUGGUGAUGAUUUGGAUCCUUAUCAUGUUUCUUCUUAUUUUCACCACAUACGUGAAGAUGAGAGCUUAAUAGUUAAGCUUAGAAAAUGGCUGAUGAAUUUUCAGCCUCACGAAGAUUCAUGUAAUUUCCCCAUGUUAAGAGAAAUCAAGGAAGAAACUUCUGUUAAUUUGGCAUGCAAGAUCCUUCAUUUUUGUGAGGCUGCUAAAGAUGAGUGGAUUAUAUUUGCUUGGGAUGGUACUAACACUCCACCAAAUGUCAUAUGUUCAAAGCUUGAAGAAGAAAUUAACUCUCCACUUCCUCUACAACUAGAACCCUUGCCUUUGUCAAGAGAGGUUUUAUGUACUUUGCCCGUUGUUGGAUCCAUCUUGAGGAUGACAUUUGAUGCAGACCUUGUGAAAAGUCAUUUACACCUUUUUUUGUACUGAAUUGUGGGCAAUGGAGUUUUGACAAGUGAUUCAGUGUUAAUGGCAUGCCAAGAACUGUAAAGUUCUUGAUUGGAUAAUUUUUUUUAUUGAUAUUAUCAAAAGCAUCACUUGGGUAGACAUUAGGCAAACAAGUUAAAAUAGGGUGAAGCAUAACUUAUGAAUAAUGGAAUAGAACUGAACUAUGGUUAAAAAUGUCAAUUUUUAUUCCACUAAAAAGGGUGAAUCCAAGGGGAAUAGAACAAAAUUAU
Messenger RNA from Glycine soja, 1472 nucleotides. Its product is annotated as protection of telomeres protein 1b-like. Gene Ontology annotation, molecular function: telomerase inhibitor activity; G-rich strand telomeric DNA binding. Gene Ontology annotation, biological process: telomere capping; regulation of telomere maintenance via telomerase. Lineage: Eukaryota; Viridiplantae; Streptophyta; Magnoliopsida; Fabales; Fabaceae. Gene Ontology annotation, cellular component: nuclear telomere cap complex; chromosome, telomeric region. Bases 472 to 1224 code for a protein of 250 amino acids. The transcript is spliced from 10 exons. The record is from RefSeq and is a predicted model, not a curated record.